UCUAAUGUCAACGCAAACAAAACUAUGUCAAAAUUAUUUCCAAAUUCUUUGUAAUAACAAAAACAAAUCCUCUUAAAAAUACAGAAAACCGAUGUUUUUAACUUAAUUAAUCAAUAUAGUGAAAAUUGGGCGUGAUGGCUGAAACGAAUAGUCAAAAUCCCAGUAAUGCAACAACACCUACAACUGAAGAUAGGUCAAGCGGUAACUGGUGGGACUCAUGGCUCACAUCCGCUAAGAGUAAGUCCGCAGAAGUGUAUACAAUGGUGAAGAAAGACUUGGCUGAGAUUGGAACAGCUGUCAAAAGCGAGGCAAGCCAUGUCUUCAAUUCAACAUCAACGGCUAUAGGAGAGACUUGGAAGAUGGCUGUACCCGAACCACAAACAAAUGCUAUGAAGAAAAGUAUCAGUAGCUUUAUAGGUCAAGUAAGCACUGUUUUGAACCCUGAGCCUGAUGAUGAAGACGACACCGAAGUCAUUCUCUCAUCCGGUGACACGACCAUGCUUUCUACUUAUAAGAAAGAACUGGAAUCCCUCCAACGGGUUGACGCGACAUACAUAGUACCUCCAGACAGGCUUCAUUUCACAGCCUGGAGAGAGAGCUUAGAGACCGAUGACGUCAUCUCUCCCGUUGCAGCCGUCAAGAGACUUAACAACAGUCCCAUACUCAAGACCCAGUAUGAGAAAUUGGUCCCCGACGCCUGCUCACAUGAUGAGUUUUGGGAGAGGUAUCUAUUCCGAGUGGCGUUACUCCAAGACCGUCUGGCUGCCAUGUCUCGCAAAGUACCCGCAGAUCUGACAACUGACGAUCCGGUACUGGCUCAUUUGCCGCAAGAAAUCACACCUAUACAGACGAGUCCAAAAAAAGUUCUCUCUGGUUUAACCGAAACCCCUGACGUAGACAAUGUUGUCGCCUGGGAAGAUGAAGAUUUCGCUAAUGACGUCGAGCUGACAGAGGAGCAGCAAAUUUUACUUCUAGAGGAAUACGAAAGGGAAAUAACAUCGAAAAAACAGAAGCAAACUAAAGAUGUUGCCAAUAACAACGCAGAGACGCCCGUAAAAGUUGCCACACUUAAAAAUAAAUCCCCGAAUAAAACUAAGUCCGACGAAUGUGGGAAUUUAGUUGAAGACUACUUUGGUGAUAAGGAAGUGAAAGAUGAUGCAAGCGCUAAUUCAGAUGAGAGUUGGGAAAAAGAGUUUGAAAUCGAAGAACCGGUGACCCAAAAGGCCUGACUAUGGUCGGGUUUUUUUGACGAUUAGACCAAUCGGAAAUAGAACAUGGAUAUUGGACUCGGCUCUAUGGAAUUUUGUUUGUCAUGGUUCAAGUAUUACGUAUGCAGAUUUACUGCAAUUUACCCCCCCCCCCCCUCUUCUCUUGCCAGCAAAAGUAAGCAAAGCUCUCAAAAAUAAUAGUACUUAAAUGUAUUAUGUUUUUGUGGGAAUCAUCGUAAAUGCAUUUCAUUUUCAAGCAUAGACAAUGUGUGGUUAAUGUGUGUUAAAAAGCAAACAAUAAUCACCAAAUAAGAAAAUCAAAGACCCCCCCCCCCCCAUAUAGUGCUGACGUAAUACUUGAAUAGCCUGGUUUUAUUUUUGAUUUUCAUUUCGUAUAUUUUAAACAAAUUAAUAAUACGUUAAUUAGGAUCAGUGUAUAGUACAGUAGGUUUUAAUAGCAGACAUCUUGACAGUUAUUUACGUUUUAUAUCAAUUAAAUUAGAUUUCAACGCUUGUAUUUCAAUCGAUUAAUUCAUCACUGUUAUUGCUCAGUCCAUUAUCAAUGCUUAAUAACUCUCUAGAUUAUCUCUGCUAAACUGUCAGUUUGACAUUUCAUUGACUUUUUUGACAAGAGAUGAAUUAAUUGGGAAGUCAAAAUGCUUGAUUGUGGAGCCAACUUCAACACAACCGUGUAUAUGUCGCAGGCAGCUUAGUAAGCCGUUUAAAUAACAGCCUAGCCUCUUAACUUCGCCGUUUAACUAGUGGCCUUAAAGAUAUUCAGCCAGUUGAUCAAACAGCUAGGCAAAUGACAUGGAUCGAUGAAGUUUCAUUACUUGCUGAGCCGAGUUGACUGUUAAUUUAAAUUUAGUUCCACUUUCUGCCACCCUUUAAUUUGAAACGACUCUCUUUAAACUGUCAAUAUGGCGUCGGCAAACCACAGCGUUGAUGGUGUUUUCCAAAGUUUAAUAAAAACAACUCAAGCAAUUUAAUAUUUAAAGAAAUAUCUUUCAUGCUAGACGUUUCAUCUCGUUUAUUUCUGCCAAUGGGUCAAUCUAUCGUACGAAUGGUCUAAGCAUUAGCCAGUUUGUUAAAUGUUCUUACAAACGUUACGGCUGAAUAUAUUUAAGGCCGCUAGUUAAACGGCGCCGUUUAGUUAAAAGGCUAGGUUGUUAAUUGAACGGCUUAUGAAGCUUGUAUAUAAAAACCAUUAUGAAAUUCGUUUGUCUUUUUUUUUCAGUAAUAUAAUCGAGUUUUAUAUAUUUUUUGAGACGUGUUACGUCAAAAAUAUAUCUUGACGAUAUAUUUUACUAAAAUUGUGAAAAAAAAAACAUACGCACUUUUAUUUUAUGCUUCCAUUUAUUUAUUAUAUAAUUUUAAUGGUUGUUAAAGUAUAUUUUAUAUAUAUUUUUUUGGGUUUUGAUAUUUUUAUAGUUAUUUCUCCCAUGAUGACUGAAUUUAGAAUCCACUCAGUUUAUGGGUUAAUACGUCAUACAUUAAUACAAUGCUUUCAACUCGAUAUCCCCUUAUCACCACUACCAUUUAUGGUUGUUUCUCUAGUUUUUUGGAGGAUUUCAUUAAUUUAAGAUAAAUUUUGAUAAGGCAUUUCUAAGUUUUGUUUAAUAUCUGCAGUACGUUAUACCCUACGUCUAAGAUUUACGAUAAGUAUUAGAAAAUCUAAUUGUACAUUAAAAUUGAUAAAAUAUUCGUGUUGUAUGAAAUGUGAUAAUUAAUUCGCUUUUAUUUAGUACUGGCGGUUUUUUGUCACAAUCGUGCCCAAACUAUUUGGCAUUGACAGAUGAAAAGUCAAACGGCGCCAUCUUGGACUUGUCUUUACUAUAUAUUAAACGGUUAACUGUCACAAUUAUAGAUUUUGGGCCGUAAAAUAGAUGUUAUUUAAUUAAAAAUGUUUACAAGACAAUAUUCUGGCUUAAGUGCGGUAUGUCAUGGUGUGCAAUACUAGUAAUUGUUUGAAUUUGUAAUUGAAAAAACUAUUUUCCUUUUAAAAAUAACAUUUAAUAAUAGAUAAGGUCUCGUUCCAAAUGUCGAGAUUUCUAUCGAUUCAUCAAGAAUACCGUGAAGUUAUAAACACGUUCGAAUAUUUAGAUUACGAAACUUCAACGUCAAAUUAUUGUAUGGAAAUUGUUAGUAGUCUGUGUAGACACCAGUGGCCCGCAACAUACACAAGGCGUUUUCAUUGGAAUUUAAUAUAAACAAUAUAAAUGUCCAGUAGUCAAACAUGGAACUACUGGUUUCUGGGUGUCUGAAAAAUGUAAUUAAGUUUUUGGUGGAAAAAUUGUGUUUGCACACCAAUGUGUAUUUUUAAAUUCGUAGUGCUUAAGUGACUCUGAGUUGGUUAGACGUCGUUACGUUUGUAAAUUAUGAUAACGAAACUAUAAAUAAAAGUUAUUAAAAAUUGUA
Pieris brassicae (large cabbage white) is the source of this 3626-nucleotide messenger RNA. RefSeq names its product BSD domain-containing protein 1-like. NCBI's taxonomy places the organism in Eukaryota, Metazoa, Arthropoda, Insecta, Lepidoptera, Pieridae. The record is from RefSeq and is a predicted model, not a curated record. The transcript has 9 exons. Gene Ontology annotation, cellular component: cytoplasm. Bases 135 to 1229 code for a protein of 364 amino acids.